AUGGUUAGCUUGGAAACUACUCCUGCUCUUCAGCUCCCGGUCAUCGACUUCACAAGUCCAAACCUACAACCAGGAACUGUAGAAUGGGACUCAGUGAGAGGCGAUGUCCGAAGAGCUCUAGAAGAGUAUGGAUGUUUUGAGGCCUUGUUCGAUAAAGUCCCUGUCGAACUUCGAAAGGCCGUUUUUGAUGUUUCUGAGGAGGCUUUCCAGCUACCUUUAGAGACCAAAAAGAAAGUUGUGUCAAGGAGAAAAUACAGAGGUUAUGCUGGUCAGAUUCCAACUUUACCUCUUUUUGAAGUAUUGGGUGUUGACUUUGCAGAAAAUGAAGCUAAAGUCAAUGAAUUUACUCAUAAGCUUUGGCCCCAAGGCAAUGCAAGUUUCAGCGAGGCAGUCAUGUCGUUUGCGGAGAAAGUGUCAGAACUGGACUUGAUGACCAGGAGAAUGAUAAUGGAGAGUUUUGGGGUCAAUGAAAACUACAUAGAGCAACAUUUGAAGUCCACGAAAAGUCUUGUGAGAAUGAUGAAAUACCAAGGAGUUGAAGAAACAGAAGAAGAGGAGUUAGGUAUGGAGGCUCAUACAGACAGAAACAUGCUCACUAUACUCUGUCAGAACGAUGUAAAAGAUGGACUAGAAGUGAGAACUAGUGAUGAUAAGCAAUGGAUCAAAGCCAAUCCUUCCCAAGAUUCUUCAUUCAUCGUUCUUGGAGGAGCUACACUACACGCUUUGCUAAAUGGUCGAGUCCACUCUCCUUAUCACCGUGUCAUGAUGACCGGAACAGAGACUAGAUACUCGCUCGGGCUGUUCUCGAUUCCUAAAGCAGGACAUAUCGUGAGUUCACCGGAUGAGCUCGUGGACGAAGAGCAUCCUCGACUGUUUAAGCCCUUUGAUCAUGUCGAGUUUCUCCAGUUCUAUUACACAGAAGCUGGACAGAGAUCUCAAUCUGCUCUCAAAACUUACUGUGGAAUGCAAAAAUAA
Messenger RNA from Eruca vesicaria subsp. sativa (arugula), 975 nucleotides. The record is from the annotation of a GenBank genome assembly. NCBI's taxonomy places the organism in Eukaryota, Viridiplantae, Streptophyta, Magnoliopsida, Brassicales, Brassicaceae.